CCAUGGAGGCUCCGUGGCCCCAUAGCGGCCUCUGGGGCCUGGUCCUGCUGCCCCCCACGCUGCUGCUGGCGGCCAUUUGUGCCCGGUGCCGCCGGCCCCACGGCCCCGCCCCCCCGGCACCUUCGUGGUUCUCCCCCCCCAGCGAUGUGAGUGACGAUUGGGUCCAUGUAGCACCUCCCCCCCGCCCCCGCAGCUCCCCCCUCCCCCCCCCUCCCCGGGCCCCUCCCCCCGCCGAGGAGCACGAUGAGGAUUACACCAACGACCCCUACGUCACCGGCUACGUUGACGUCAUCCCGGACGAGGCGAGCGACCGCACAGCGCCCCCUGGUGGCGACUACGAGAAUGUCCCGGAUGGAGCCCAGAGCCCCUUUGGCGGCAGCCUCGAGUACAUCAACCUCCCCGCAGGCGGUGCGAGCGAGAGCGAGGACAAUGGAGGAGACUACGAGAACUUCUAGGUCACGUGACCCC
This is a messenger RNA of Neopsephotus bourkii (Bourke's parrot), 468 nucleotides long. RefSeq lists its product as uncharacterized. The coding region runs from base 3 to 455 and encodes 150 amino acids. The record is from RefSeq and is a predicted model, not a curated record. Lineage: Eukaryota; Metazoa; Chordata; Aves; Psittaciformes; Psittacidae. The transcript is spliced from 7 exons.